CAACUUCGAAGUUCCGACGAAUAUGGCGCGGAACAAUAAGCUAAAGUUGUGAUUGUUUUUGUAAAUGUUAAAUAACACGAAGCUAAAGGGAUGGCUUCGAAAGAAACCGAACAAGUGCUGGAAGAUGAGCUUCAGGCUUUACAUCAUUCGAUUGAGCAGCUGAAUUCGGUGAAUUCAGAAGUUAUUUUUCAAAACAAUAGCUUCGAGAACCAAAAGACCAGCAAAAGGAAACGAGUUAACCAAGCCGACGUACAAACCCAGACGCCCAAAAAAUCUAAAAAAAGCAGUAAUCGUAUCCCAGAAGAUUAUGUCAUCGAUCCAGAUAAUCCGAUAGAUGAAAUUUUAGAAGAAAUUGCCCAGCGAAAAAAUCUUACUACAUACAAUGUGAAACACCUGCUGCGAAACAUAAUUGCAAAUGAAAGUGUUCAAAAAAUGCUUAAGUGUUCAUUAGACCCUAGCUUAAAGAUGGAUUUUCAGCCAAAACUUACUCGUUCGAAAACAAAAGAAUGGCUCGAAACUCAAAAUAGAGCUUGGCCAACUUCAGCUAAAAAAGUUAGUGAAACACGAAUUUUAAUGGAAGAGGAUUUUCCUGAAGAUUCAUCAGACGAAGAUGAUGAGUAUAGGCCAAAUGAAGAUGACAUAGAUAAUCACAGCGAUGAAGGAAGCUUUUUGUCUUCUCAUACCAGUGAUAUUGGAUCUCCUUCAUCUUCAUUGGCUCCUUGUCCAAAGAAUGUGCCAGAGAGUACUGAUCCAUUUAAGAGACCCUUUCCCAUAGAACAACCACCCAUGCAUGAUGAUCUAAUUGGGUCUCGAACUAGGUCCAAAUUACCACUGAAUGACACUCCAUUAGAGCAUUUAGAAUUGGCUUUUAUUCCUCCUGACAUAUCAACUGAUAUGUAUGAUUCUGAUUGUGAUAAUGAAGAGUGGCGAAAGUUUUUAAAGGAAUUUGUUUGCCCUCCUUCGAAUCACUUCUGUGAGAACGUUGACGAUGAAGAUGCGGACCCAGAAUAUAAUGUAUUAGAAGAAGAAGAAGAAGUGGAUGCUGAAGAAUUGCGCGCAGACCGCACUGUACAAAUCACUAAAAAAGAAGUAAGUGAACUAUUGUCGGAGCUUUUUGACGCCGAUUUUUCUUCAUCCGACGAAGAAAACACGAAAACAAUCACCGAGCCUGUCCGGGUUCGUGAACCCGCUGAUGACAUUCUCCAAACAGCUAUGUCUGACAUUAUGGUAGAAAUAGAAACGAAUUCGCCUUCAAUAAGCAAAACUCCUGUUAAGCCCACGGGAAUUGUACAACCGCUUAUCCCGAUCCGUGAGCCAGUUCAGGACCUCCCAUUCACUGUAAGCUUUCCAACAUUGGACUGCGCACCAAUUGAAAUGUUUCCUCAGACAGAUCCUGUAAAUGGACCUACCGAGGCAUCGUCAACAGUGACCCUUUCACCUGAGGCCACGCUACUUUUGAACGAACAAAUGCGGAAACAUGUACAGUUACUCACACAAAUGCAUUUAAUAACUGCUCAGCAAUCGGGUUUGGAGAGCAUAACAGAAGAGUGUCGUUUCAUGUUACAAGACCUUGUUUCUCUAAAGCAACGAGUGGAUAUUGCUAACUUAGAUGAAGCUCUUGAUUUAGUUAACUAUUGGGAAACUGUUGUGACGAAGGCACCGCCUGAGGAACUCACCAAGUUCCAGAGAACUGUCAUCACUUGUGGGAAUAGGAAAAAAUUCAUUAAGCGUACAAACAAACAUCCUGAUCGCUAUCCUUUCAACCCCAAAAUGGUCCAAUUGAUGGCAGAAAGUCGUAUUUUUAUCUACCCUGAAUUACUUCCGAAAAUCGCAAUAUUUCAGUCCGUACCAGGUCCAUGCAAGAUGUCAUCGUACGAAGAGCAGCUGAUAGCUAUGGGCAUGGAACAGUUUACUCCGUUUUGUGCUGAACUUUUGAAGGGUUCGAAAAGCUCAGUGGAUAAUCUAGUUAACUCCAUGAUUUCGCACUACAUGCUACCUCACUGGACAGCCAAACAAAUUGGAAUUCGGAUCAAAAAUAAGUCUUUCAACUGUAAAAGAACCAUGAAUGACUCUAAUCCAAUUAAAUACUACCUUAAAAAUAAAGUAGCCCCACCUGUACACCAUGUCAUCCAACCGUUCAACCGCCAUUCAUCAAUUACGCUAUGUGAUGUUCCGUCAUCGAUGUUACCAGUACGUUGGCGAGAACUGAUGUUAAUUCACAAAGGCAUUCGUCUUCGAUCUAGAAAAGAUCCUUUCGCGCUACGACCUUUAGUUCCGAAGUGUCAACCGUCGUAUUAUCUCCUCUGCGAGAAUACGCCCACGCCUGAGUUCGCUGGGGCAAAGCUCACACCUAUGACCAAGAAACCGAAGCCAAGGAGAUACUCCCGGACGAGGAUGAAUAAAAAGAAAGCGGAUUGUGAAAUUCCACAGGCAAAUAAUGAAAGACAGACCAGCCAAGGGCCUGUAAAAUCCAUUCAUUCUCCUAUUCAUUGUAACCUCGCUGAAUCUGGAAAUAGCUCUUCAUCUUACCUAGGUGAAGAGGGUGACGAUCAAUCGCCUGAGGCUUUCCAAUGCCGAAAAAAGGGCGCAUUUCGGGAAAAUCGCAAACGGGAUAAAAAUGUUGACCAUACAACUGCAAACUCUGCCACGAAUAAUGUUCUUUCUGAACCGGUCCUGGUUACGCCGAAAGUAACGGAGAACACAAUCCAAGAACGGAAUAAUAUUCACCCAAUCGCCUGCAAAACCUCUCCAAAAAUUUACCCAAUUUCAGAACAGCUUAACCUCAGCAUAUGUGAUAGCUCUUUACGAGAAGAGCACAUAAAAAAAAGCCGGUGUAAUGGAACCUCAGCCGUAUCGCCUGAACCAACUGUUAUGUCAAGCAUUUCAACUUAUCACCUAGAUUCCAUUGAAACCGAUCCCGAGCCUGAACCUCAACAGCCUCUUGACGCUUCAAGUCCUCAUGACGAGAAAAGAAGAACUAGUCCAACAACUAACCAAGGGGCAAAACGUUACUUCAUAAUCCAUCGUCCUGACUCAAACACGACCCACGUUAUGCAUGUUUGGGGUCCUCCGAAAAUUCGCACAGAAACUACCGUUCCACUUCGUGCGGCUGCAGAUCGUGAAGCCAGUAAUACUGUCGGAGGGCCAAAUACAUCGUCACAAGGAAACAAAAAAUCUACAUCGUCCUGUAAUAGUGGAACCGGCAAUUUCUCUUCCUCUGGACAAAAUGCCUCGGGAACAGGUUCCGGCAAUAGCGGGGGAGAUGACGGGGAGAGGCCACCAUCUAGUCCGCUGAACAUCCGGCAUGUGGAUGAAAAUGUAGUCAUGGAAGACGAUGACGAUGAGGAAGACUCAAUUUCCUUUGAUUUCUUGGCAUCUGUUCCAUUGCUUACCAAUUCUGUCCCGUCAAAAGGGAGAAGUCCUGCUCAUCGACACAUUCGUCAUCAGCGCAACGCCAAGCGGAUACUCGACUCUUGGAUGGCUGAUGAUGACCCUAGUCAGCCUCGCAGCGAUGCAUACGCCCAAAUAUACUUCAUGAAAGUUCGAAAUCGACUAGAACAACAAAAUCCCUUGGCUUUUAAGGAAUUCGUAACUACUUUGGGACACUUCCAAUCCAGCUCGUGCUCGACUUUGGAACUGUAUAGAAAAAUGGAGUCAAUAUUAAAGGACCACCCGGAUUUAAUGGAAGAGUUUGUCCUUUUUUUAACUCCUGAAGCAGCCGCCCAAUGUGGCGUGCAAUUUCAACAUUUUUUGUACGUCCGAAUGCGUGAAUUCUUCUCAAAACUAAAGAUUCAUUUCAAAGAUAGUCCUUUACAGCUCAAGCGAACUCUAAAAACACUUCAGCAAAUUGAGAGUAGUCCUUCAGCGAAUGUCAGUGAUAUUAAAAACGCUCUUCUUCCUUUGCUUAAAGGAAAUGCUCAUUUGACGCAAGCUUUUCUUCAGCUUUUUCUUGAUGACGUGCCCCUCCCAAGUGAUGCAGGGGACUUUGAAGAUGUGAACAUGGAUCAAAUUAAUAGUGGCGAUGAAUUUGAGCACGUCCAUUUGAGGGAAGCUACAACGCAAUCCAAAGAAAAUGAAGCAAAAUCAGGUAAGCGGACCGGUAUGAAGGGAAGUGCCAAGAAUAAGAGUAAGGGUAAAUCUUGGAAAAAGUCAUCGUAAAUUAUGAAAUGUUUUAUAGAAAUGUUGUUGUCUUUAUUACCGAAAUGUAAAUACAGACGCUUUCGAAUACUUGGUAUACACAAAAUGAUUUUAUUGUCU
Messenger RNA from Daphnia carinata, 4257 nucleotides. RefSeq lists its product as uncharacterized. The transcript is spliced from 13 exons. NCBI's taxonomy places the organism in Eukaryota, Metazoa, Arthropoda, Branchiopoda, Diplostraca, Daphniidae. Gene Ontology annotation, molecular function: transcription coregulator activity. The record is from RefSeq and is a predicted model, not a curated record. Bases 91 to 4158 code for a protein of 1355 amino acids. Gene Ontology annotation, cellular component: nucleus. Gene Ontology annotation, biological process: regulation of DNA-templated transcription.